GCGCCGCGUAUACAUGCAGAGCACCAGCGGCAGCAGCACCAGCAGGAGGUGUUCUCUCUGUUGCUCGGUGUGGUGGUGGUGGUGGUGCUUCGUGUUCGGUUCGCGCGCGCCGACAGACGACACAUCUCCACGGCCGACGGACAGCGACGGACGUGGGCCCCGCCGGCGCGAAAUGGGCCGUGUUCUCUUGUAGCGAGACCGCUGCCGCUGCCGCCGCCGCCGCCGAGUAGACGCCGCCGACAACCGGUUACUGCAGAGAAUGGCUAGUUUCAAGGAGUUGCCGUCAUUCUUGAUGGUAUUUUUGUUUGUGCACUUAGCUCAAUAUUGCUGCAAUCGAAUUGACGAUGAUAACUGCAAAUAUAAUAAACACAAUAAUUGCGUUCCAAAAGUCAACUUUAGACACAAAGAAAAAGAAGUUCUUGAUCAAAUUUUAGGUCCAGGAAGCUACGAUGCUAGGAUCCGUCCUUCAGGAGUUAAUGGCACAGGCGACUCUCCCUGCAUUGUGUUUGUCAACAUGUUGGUACGGUCCAUCAGCAGAAUUGAUGAUUACAAAAUGGAGUACAGUGUGCAACUGACGUUCCGCGAACAAUGGAUGGACGAGAGGCUAAAAUUUAACGAUUACAACGGUAAGAUGAAAUACUUAACUUUAACUGAAGCCAGCAGAGUGUGGAUGCCAGACUUGUUCUUUUCUAACGAAAAGGAAGGUCAUUUCCAUAAUAUAAUUAUGCCAAACGUGUAUAUCAGGAUAUUUCCCCAAGGACUAGUGUUAUACAGUAUAAGAAUAUCACUUACUUUAUCGUGUCCAAUGAAUCUCAAAUUAUAUCCACUAGAUCGACAAACGUGUUCACUCCGAAUGGUCAGCUACGGUUGGACAACUGAUGAUUUAGUAUUUUUAUGGAAAGAAGGCGAUCCAGUGCAAGUGGUAAAAAACUUACACUUACCCAGAUUCACUUUAGAAAAAUUCCUCACGGAUUAUUGCAACAGCAAAACUAACACAGGUGAGUACAGCUGCCUGAAAGUGGACCUGCUGUUCAAGCGCGAGUUCAGUUACUACCUGAUCCAGAUCUACAUACCGUGCUGCAUGUUGGUCAUCGUGUCGUGGGUGUCGUUCUGGCUGGACCAGAGCGCGGUGCCGGCGCGCGUGUCGCUGGGCGUCACCACGCUGCUGACGAUGGCCACGCAGACGUCCGGCAUCAACGCGUCCCUGCCGCCCGUGUCCUACACCAAGGCCAUCGACGUGUGGACGGGCGUGUGCCUGACGUUCGUGUUCGGCGCGCUGCUCGAGUUCGCGCUGGUCAACUACGCGUCCCGGUCGGACACGCACCGGGACGACAUGAGCAAAAAGUGCGACCUGGAGCGCACCGUGUCCAUGGACGUCGGCGACUACGAGGACGGCCCGAACUCGUUCAAUAUGGUGAGGUCGAAUAGUACGAAACCGCUGAUGCGCCCCGAGCUGAUGAUGUCCCGGGACAAGAUGAGCCAGAUCAUCCACCAGGCGCCGCCGAUGGAGAAGAACUCGUGCUGGAAGUCGUGGAUGUCCAAGUUCCCCACCAGAUCUAAGCGCAUCGACGUCAUAUCCCGCAUACUGUUCCCGAUGGUGUUCGCCAUGUUCAACAUGUCCUACUGGUCCACGUACCUGUUCCGCGAGGACACUGAGGAGGACAAGUAAUUUAUUACGCCGAGUCACCGCCACCCACCGUCACCACCGCCGCCGUCGUAUUAUUAUUAUUAUUAUUAUUAUUAUUAUUAUUAUUGUAACCCUCGACACGUCGAUCGUAAGUGACGUGCGUUCUGUGUAUUUAGAUUUCUGUUUUACAUCAAACGAUUUCCAUUACGAUCGAUUUUGUUCGUUUAUUUUAUUAUUACUAUUAUUAUUAUUAUUAUUAUUAUUAUUAUUAUUAUUAUUAUCAUUAUUAUUAUUUUUUUUAUAUUAUUAUUAUUAUUAUUAUUGUCGCCCACUAUACGUCGAUUAUAAAUGACAUGCGUUCUGUGUAUUUUAAUUUCCGUUUUGCAUCAAACGAUUAUCCAUUACGGUCGAUUUUGUUCGUCUGUUUGAUUAUUGUUUUGUUCUAUUAGUUUAUCGAGUACGCUUUUUUUUUCUUUCUUUUUUACACGAAUCUCUAUAUACGUAGUCAUUAUCUAGCCUAAAUCUUCUCUCAACUUGAAGUGCAUUUAUUCGCAUCGAUACAAUUAUUAUUAUUAAUAGUAAAAUCAACCAGAUCUCCCGAUAAUUAUAUGAUAAAUAAAAUAUUAUAAAAUGGUGUCCACUCCACAUGAUUAUGUAUCGAUUACCAUCUCAAUCGAUAUUUUGUAAUUUUUUUCUACUCUCCAUGCUCAAUUUUACCUUUAAACGAAACCAUUUGAUUCAUUUGUUACACACCUGACAGAUACAAAGAGACAGGGUCCUUAUACGAAAUCUGUCGGGGAAAUCUAUUCGCGUGUCUGACGCGCACGAAUCGAUUCCAUCCAAAUUUAAUUUAUUGGAAGAGCAAGAGUUUUCUUACAUAUAAAAAGCCAUGUUUAUACCUCAUAGAAGUCAACGUGAAACUCCAUCGGCGUUUUCCAUAACCCGUCGAAUUGAAACCUGCACUGUCCAUUUCGUCAUUCCCAUUCGAGUUAAUUAAAUUAAUUAAUUACAAACGCUCAAUUUCGUUUAUUUUUUCUUCUAUUUUUCGCGUUUUUAGCCUUGUUUACUACCAUCAAGACGAUGAAAUAUCACACCAAAUAUAAUCCGUAUGCGUGCGUAUUCCGAAUAAUAUAUGCAUAUUAUAUUUUUCAAAUCAUACUGAUAAUUCAUAUGAAGUGCACAAACCGUUUACUGUGCCAUUCGAUAUUUGUUUUUCAUUGCAUAAAAAUUCAAUUUUCGUCUAAGCACAAUUUCAAAUAUUAUAUUACGUUAUAUUAUCACAACAACCAUGUUUAGUAAUUAUAUAAAAAUUAACAUAUAACUUACUGUUGUAGAUACUAUCUAAUAAGUCCAUAUAUGGUAUUAGAUAUUAAACAUCGUUCUCGAAUGUUAAUUACUCAUAUUUUAUCAUUUAUGUGCAUACUAUAUUAUUUGUCAUCAAGACUGUAUUAUAUUCAUACGCGCAAAAGGCCACUGUGACGACAUACCGUAUGGUAAACAGGGUGAGAUGGAAAGUUCUGACCGAAAAUGCUACCGGUUCGAUGAUUUUUAAACCCGAUUAAUGCUAUAUUAAUGUCUUAUAGUCGUUAAGUUACAGAUAAUUAAUGAAUUUGACCAUUAACUUAAAAUCACACAUAUGUAUAUACUAUAUAUAUAUUUAUACGGGACUAGAAAAAAUUUAAGACACUUAAACUAACCAAAAUAUGUCAAAUAUAAUUUUUUCUUCAAUCAUAUAUUUCUAUUAUAAAAUAAAUGGUGUUUUAAAAACAUUCCAUUGUUCCUGAAUUUUCAAACAUUUUGUCAACGUUAUGAAAGAUUUUAUUGUUCUUGUAUAAAUCAAAUUAAAUAAGUUUAUCAUGAUAUUACAAAAAAAGUUUUUUUUUCACAAUUCCACUAAAAUGUUUA
Melanaphis sacchari is the source of this 3532-nucleotide messenger RNA. RefSeq names its product glutamate-gated chloride channel (gene GluClalpha). The transcript has 10 exons. Lineage: Eukaryota; Metazoa; Arthropoda; Insecta; Hemiptera; Aphididae. Gene Ontology annotation, molecular function: extracellular ligand-gated monoatomic ion channel activity; neurotransmitter receptor activity; transmembrane signaling receptor activity. Bases 260 to 1669 code for a protein of 469 amino acids. The record is from RefSeq and is a predicted model, not a curated record. Gene Ontology annotation, cellular component: synapse; neuron projection; membrane. Gene Ontology annotation, biological process: chloride transmembrane transport; chemical synaptic transmission; regulation of membrane potential.